UGAACAAAGGAUGUUUUCACCAUUUUCUUGCCGCUGUUGCUGCCUGACGCCAGCACCUUGUUAAUGAUGUUUCCUGACUUUGCUCCAUCAGUGCUUUUCUCAAGCAUUUUGUUGGUAAACACAUGGAAACCAAACUAUUGUGGGGGAUGAAAUCAGCUUCCUUUUACUCAGCUCAUUGGUAGCAGAGCAGGUGCACAUCGUUGCAGCUCAAAAAGAGGAAUUUGUGGGUUUUGCAGUGGUUCUUUUUGGAUUUGGAUGAAACUCAGACACCUUCCAUUAGAAUUACCAGUGUCUAAUUGCAUUUGUGUGAAAAUCUUGUGGAUGUUUGCAGAGUGCUGGAGUGUCCUGGAGGAUGGUGGUGCCCGGGAAUUCCCCGCUGAUCCAGCAGGACCCUGCUCUGGAGCCAGCCCUGGGCAGAGACGCCCCCGAGCACUCAGCCAUGGGCACAGAGCCCCCCCAGGACGUGGGCCCCGAGGUGCUGAAGCUGAGGGAGCUGGUCAGGAGGCUGGAGCUGGACAGCCAGCACAGCAGGAGCAGGAGCAGCAGGAGCCUGCUGGGGACAGGGGACAUCCGUACUGGGGUGGAUAACCACGAGCCCGGCCUCAAGGAGAUCAACAACAGCAUCAAGGCCAUGGCCGAGCAGCAGGAGCUGCAGCUGAUGGCAGAUCUGCACAGCCAGCUGAGCAAGAUGAGGCAGGAGGAAGGAGAGAACAGCUUCAAGAGAGCCCUGGAUGCAGCAGUGCAGUACAGCUGUGGCCCUGAGGAGGUGUCUCCCAGCGGGGAGCAGAGCCACAGCAAUGGGUGCUGUCCCUCAGCUGUGCAUGCCAGUGCCAGCUCCGAGCUGCUGGGCAGCCUGCUGAUGGCAGGGAUCCACAGCCCAGCUGGCAUCCAUGAACAGAGCCCCGGUGAAAAGGGGGCAGAUCUCCAGGGCCUUCCCAGCCACGCAGGUCUGGAUGAAGUCAAAGUGUUGGAACUGGAGAAUUGCCCCGAGGAGGAGGAUUGCUGGCUCUAUGUGUCUCCAAGGAAAUCAGUGGAUGAGAAAACAGCCUCUCCUCUGAAAUGGUGCAGGCAGGUGCUGGACAACCCCAGCCCAGAGAUUGAGGCUGCCUGCAGAACCCUCAUCAACAGGCUGGACCAAGCCAGUAGAUGGAAAAACCUGUAUUGCAGCCCCCUGGCCUCUCCCAGCGCCCAUAACCUGAAUUCCGAGGCAGGCUCCUGUAGCAAUGCACUAAACUCUCCUGGGCACCUCAAAUCGACUAACAAAGCACUACUAACCUGUGGCAGCUCAGGGUACCUGAGCAUGCACUCGGCCCUGAGCUCCCAGUCCUCGGUGGACAGCGAGCUGAGCACCUCGGACGACUCCAUCUCCAUGGGCUACAAACUGCAGGACCUCACUGAUGUCCAGGUCAUGGCCCGGCUGCAGGAGGAGAGUCUGCGGCAGGACUGCGCCUCCAGCUCGGCCUCGGCGUCGCGCCGCAGCUCCAGCGCCUCACUGCACUCGCUGCGCCGCGGCGGCGCCUACAGCGACCAGGAGCUGGACAGCUACAGCCUGGAGGACGAGGAGGAGUGCGAGGGGGAAGGGGUCCCUGAGGAGCUGAGGCACAGCAUGCCCAACCUGGCCCGCAGCAGCCUGCGCGCGCUCGAGGCCGUGCGCAGCAGCCGCAGCCUGGAGUGCGACCUGCAGGUGCCCGGCAGCCGCAUCCCCAGGACUCAGCAGCGGUCAGCAGGUCUGACUCCCAGCAAGCUCAGGUACUCCUCGGGGGCCCCGCUGACGCCGCGCCCGCCCGCCAAGGGAGCCAGCACCUCCCUGCUGCCCGGCAGGCAGCUGGGCAAGCCCUGCAGCUCUGCAGCUGCCCCAGGGCGCAGGGCACAGCUGCACACAGCCUCUCCCAGCAGCAGCUGCACCUCCAGAGCCAGCAGCGUGCUCACUGUGGCCAAGGGCUCGGCCCUGAGGGCGCGGCCGGCCGUGGCAGGAGCGGCCGUGCCCAAGGGAAAGGCAGCGACCCCGUCCAGGAGGUUCCUCCAGGCAGCACAGACCCCCCAGGCCCCCGAGGAUGACUCCUGGAAGGAUGGGUGCUACUGAGAGGCCAGAACCCCUCUGUGGAGCAGAUCCCAGCUGGCUGGGCAUGAUGUCCCUGCAGACUCUGUACAUAUCCCACCCCUCACUCUGUGCUCUCCACAGCAGCCACCUCCCUCUGCUCUGCCAGGAGCUGGGGCUGGGACACAGCUCCCAGCCCUCACUGAACCCUGAGUCUUCCCAGGAAGACUGGAAAAGCCUUAUUUGAUCACAGCCCAGCUGCAGCCCUGGGCAAGGUGCCCCAUCCCCUCCCAGGGGUGUCCUCUCUGUGCCACAACUCUGAGCUGGUGCUGUGGCAGAGCUCGUGGUGAGUAGAAAUAGUGACCUAGGUGUUAGAUUUGAGACUUUUUAAACCCAACCUGAUGUACUCUAAUAUUUGUCUGGAAUUCAAUUGGGUUUGGUUUGGUUUUUUUUUUUUACUUCUGUAUAGAAUGUAUUUCUGCUACUUUUUAUUGUUUGGUCUAGAGCUGCAGGUUUUUAUAACUGUAGAACACUCUGAGCUGUUGUAUCCAGGUGUCAGCACAGGUCACAAGGAGCAGUACACAAUAUUUGUGUGGGGUGGGAACAGGCAGGGACAGGGAUGCCAGUUAAAAACUGCUGGGCACCAGCACCUUUUACCUCAGCUGAGCGAGUUCAACACCACCUCAGAGUCACCUUUUUACAAAUCACCUUCCCUGACAGCUUUGUCUUCAAGUGUUGGAGCUCUCAGCUGGUUCCCAACUGCCCUGAAUUUUGUAGAAAUUUUCUACUGUCUCUUAAGGAUUCUGUUCCAGUGUCCUUUUCCUCAGCAAGUGCUGGAUGCUCCAAAUACAGUCUUAGUCCAGGAAAUAUGCACUGAUAGCAAUGUUCUCCCUGCCAUCAAUGUGACUUUGAUAGUGUAGUUUAAUAAAAU
Molecule: messenger RNA, 2969 nt
Organism: Ficedula albicollis (Collared flycatcher)
Lineage: Eukaryota; Metazoa; Chordata; Aves; Passeriformes; Muscicapidae
Product: SLAIN motif-containing protein-like
Exons: 9
Coding region: 353-2083 (576 amino acids)
Biological process (GO): microtubule nucleation; positive regulation of microtubule polymerization; cytoplasmic microtubule organization
Cellular component (GO): microtubule plus-end
Source: RefSeq, a predicted model, not a curated record